Molecule: messenger RNA, 4631 nt
Organism: Durio zibethinus
Lineage: Eukaryota; Viridiplantae; Streptophyta; Magnoliopsida; Malvales; Malvaceae
Product: Pentatricopeptide repeat (PPR) superfamily protein
Biological process (GO): RNA modification
Molecular function (GO): RNA binding; zinc ion binding; protein binding
Source: RefSeq, a predicted model, not a curated record
UAAGAUGCCGAAGAAUUCAAAUCUCCAAGUUGGAACAACAUACAGCCUUUCAUCUUGAACUUCAGUCCAAAAUAAUGAAGUGAGAACUGCAACUAUAAUUAAAAUUAAGAGGCCAAAAAACAUUUGAGACGCCAUCUUCUUGCCAGCUUUCUCAUUGUGAAACUAUUCAAGUUUCAGUUCUAUUCACGGGGACAGCCUCAUGAUGCCCUUGAACAUCAACAUCAGCAUCAGCAGGACCGUCAUCAGUUGGUUGAUAACACCUUGAAAUUCCUCACCAUCAGUGUACAUAUGUCCAUUCCCUUUGACCUCGUAGAUCAUACCUUGCCCAAAACUAUUAUGUUCUGUGGUUGCAAUCCAACCAAAUUUCUCCGAUUAUAACCUGAAAUAAAACAAAAACAAAACGACAAGAAAUACAAUGAACUACUGGUCGUUUUAGUUAAUCUUUUCCCUGCUUUUGGCGCCAGUCAAUAGAGCUAUAACAAAACAAAACCACUAUCAAUCCUUAAACCUAGCAAAAAUCUGUAAUAAAAUCUCACUCAAAUCCUUUAAACCUUUUGCAAAGUUGAUGCUCAAUCUAAUACUCAAAAACCCAACAAUAAUCCCAUGUUUCUAAACCAAAUUUCUCUUCAAGGUUCCUCCACUUAUUCCUUCUUUUACCACUUCCCUUUCAUUAAGCUCAAACCCCUCCAUAUCUCUCUCAAACACACCCAGAACUUCCAAAAGUAUUUUAAUAGGAAUUGGAGCAGAUUGAGAUUAGCUUGUUAUAAUACUAAUGCUAUUUCUCAUUCAUUUGAUGAGCUUUCUAUUGAGGAAAAUGAAGGGAAUUCAAAGGAAGUUGCUAUCUUGCAUUGGAUGGAGAAUAGAGGGAUUAAAGCCAAUCAUCAAACUUUUCUUUGGCUUUUGGAAGGGUGUUUAAAUUCUGGGUCAUUAGAGGAUGGGAAGAAGUUUCAUGGGAAGAUUUUGAAGAUGGGUUACAGUAAAGAACACUUUUUAUCUGAAAAGCUUAUGGAUUUUUAUAUUGCUUUAGGUGAUUUAGACGGUGCAAUCAAAGUUUUCGAUGAUAUGCCAAAUAGAAAUGUUUUUUCUUGGAAUAAAAUGAUUUCUGGGUUUGUUUCAAGGAAAAUGAAUGAUAAUGCCCUGGGAUUUUAUUUAAGGAUGGUAGCUGAAAGUGUGAGUCCUAAUGAGAGUACAUUCACCAGCAUUUUAAAGGCAUGUAGCGCUAGUAAUGUUCUGUUUGAGAAUGUUGAACAAAUUCAUGCUAGGAUUAUUCAUCAUGGUUUUGGUUUUAGCUCCUUUGCUUGUAACCCAUUGAUUGAUUUGUACACAAAAAAUGGAUUUAUAGAUUCAGCGAAAAAGGUGUUUGAUAAACUAUAUGUGAAGGAUAGUGUUUCUUGGGUGGCUAUGAUCUCCAGCUUAUCUCAAAAUGGAUAUGAGGAGCAAGCUAUUAUGUUGUUUUCUGAGAUGCAUAUAUUGGGAAAUUUCCCUACUCCGUACAUAUUUUCUAGUGUUUUAAGUGCUUGCACGAAAAUAGAGUUCUUUAAGUUUGGACAGCAGCUCCAUAGCCUUGUUUUCAAACAGGGAUUUUCUUCUGAGACUAAUGUCUGCAAUGCUUUAGUAACUUUAUAUUCACGCUCUGGGAGUUUGGUGUCUGCAGAACAAGUUUUCAGCAAUAUGCUGCUUCGGGAUGAAACUACUUAUAACUCACUGAUCUCUGGGUUAGCACAGUGUGGAUAUAGUGAUAGAGCUCUAGAGUUGUUCGAGAAAAUGCAGCAUGAUAGCUUGAAACCAAACUGUGUUACAGUUGCCAGUCUUUUGGGUGCCUGUGCAUCUCUUGGAGCUUUAUUUACAGGUAAGCAGCUACAUUCGUACUCUAUAAAAGCUGGAUUUUCUAUGGACUUAAUUGUUGAAGGCUCUCUGCUUGAUCUUUAUGUUAAAUGCUCUGACGUAGGAACUGCACAUGAAUUCUUUAGUACAACAGAGACUGAAAAUGUGGUUUUAUGGAAUGUGAUGCUUGUUGCGUAUGGGCAGUUAGAUAAUCUUAGUGAGUCUUUUCAUAUAUUUAGACAGAUGCAGAUUGAAGGAUUGGUGCCUAAUCAAUUUACCUACCCAAGUAUUUUAAGAACUUGCACCUCAGUCGGAGCUCUUGACUUAGGAGAGCAGAUUCAUUCUCAAGUGACUAAAACUGGUUUUCAGUAUGAUGUUUACGUCUGUAGUGUAUUAAUUGACAUGUAUGCUAAGCUUGGAAAGUUAGAAACUGCCUUAGAAAUUCUCAGAAGACUUCCUGAGGAGGAUGUAGUUUCUUGGACAGCUAUGAUUGCAGGGUACACACAGCAUGAUAUGUUUGAUGAUGCUCUUAAACUUUUUGGAGACAUGCUAAACCAAGGGAUCCAAUCCGAUAACAUAGGACUUUCAAGUGCUAUCAGUGCAUGCGCUGGUAUUCAAGCACUCAGUCAAGGACGACAAAUUCAUGCCCAAUCUUUUCUCUCUGGUUUCUCAGAUGAUCUUUCAAUUGGCAAUGCACUUGUUAGUCUUUAUGCUAAAUGCGGUCAGAGGCAAGAUGCAUAUACAGCAUUCCAAAAAAUUGAUAAGAAAGAUAAUAUUUCAUGGAAUGCAUUAAUAUCAGGAUUUGCACAGAGUGGGUUCUGUGAGGAAGCAUUGCAGGUCUUUUCUCAAAUGAAUACAGCAGGAGUGGAAGCUAAUUUAUUUACUUUUAUCUCCUCUGUUAGUGCUGCUGCUAAUACUGCUAAUAUAAAACAAGGAAAGCAGAUCCAUGCCAUGAUCAUAAAAACAGGGUAUGACUUAGAAAUUGAAGUGUCUAAUGUUUUGGUCACAUUGUAUGCAAAGUGUGGUAGCAUUGAUGAUGCAAAAAAAGAAUUUUUGGAAAUGCCUGAGAAAAAUGAGAUUUCUUGGAAUGCCAUGAUCACGGGCUAUUCUCAACAUGGAUAUGGUAUUGAGGCAAUAGAUCUUUUUGAGGAGAUGAAACAGGUUGGUGUGAAACCAAACCAUGUCACUCUUGUGGGAGUUUUAUCUGCUUGUAGCCAUGUGGGUUUGGUGGAUGAGUGCCUUGGCUACUUUGACUCCAUGACCAAAGAACAUGGCUUAGUGCCUAAACCUGAACAUUAUGCUUGUGUUGUUGAUCUUCUUGGCCGAGCUGGUCUUUUGUGUCGUGCAAGAAAAUUUGUAGAGGAUAUGCCUAUUGAACCGGAUGCCAUCAUUUGGAGGACCCUCCUAAGCGCUUGUGCAGUUCAUAAGAAUGUAGACAUAGGAGAAUUUGCUGCUCAUCAUCUUCUUAAAUUGGAACCUCAAGACUCAGCGAGUUAUGUCCUUCUCUCUAAUUUAUAUGCGGUGUCUAGGAAAUGGGAUUCUAGGGAUCAGACAAGGCAAAUGAUGAAAGAAAGAGGUGUGAAAAAGGAGCCCGCUCAGAGCUGGAUUGAGGUUAAGAAUUCAAUUCAUGCAUUUUUUGUUGGUGACUGCCAUCAUCCAUUGGCUGAGAAGAUAUAUGAGCACUUAGAGGAUCUAAAUAAACGAGCUGCUAAAAUUGGUUAUGUGCAAGACCGUUAUAGCCUUUUCAGUGAUGUGGAACAAGAACAGAAGGACCCAGCUGUUUAUAUUCACAGUGAGAAGCUGGCUAUUGCUUUUGGGCUCCUUAGUUUGCCCAGUGCAAUUCCUCUUCGCGUGAUUAAGAAUCUUCGUGUGUGUAAUGAUUGCCACAAUUGGAUCAAAUUUGUUUCCAAGAUAUCUAAAAGGCCGAUUAUUGUACGAGAUGCAUACCGGUUUCAUCAUUUUGAAGGUGGCUCUUGUUCGUGCAAAGAUUACUGGUAAAUAAAAAUUGAAAGAGAGUGGACUAAGGAGGCUUUGAAAAUGCACCUUGAUUUAACGCCAGAGGAUGAUUUUGCGCUUCAUUUCAUGGAUGAUUCAUUGUGGUGAAAACAUAAGAGCACAUUUGAUGAGCCUGUUUCCGCUAACGGGUUGAAGUUAGAAAAAGUUCAAGGUGCAACAACUAGAUUAUCCUGCAGAUCAGUUUUUCUCACCUUUCGCUGUCUCUUUAGAAUACCAUAAGCCAGCCAACAAUGUGUGACUUGUUCUCGGAGCGUUGGACUCUUAAUUCUAGUGAGCGGCAUUCAAAUCCUUGCACCUUAAAGUAUUAAAAAAAAAUGCCAGAAGCUAUCUGCUCUGAUGUUAGACAAGAAGGUAACUUAAUAUCCACUUAAAUCUCAUGGCUCAUCUUUUACAUUUCUUUUGAGAAGUAUCAACCUUGUAGAAGUUUUAAACCUCAAAAUCAAAUGAGGGAAAGAGAAUGUAUAUGCUGAUUUCUAUCCCAGCUCCAUUUUUAAGUAGAAUAUUAAUGAAAUUGUAUUUUAUUAGGGCUUUGAUUUAUGGUUAACAACUUGCUUAUGCCUGUUUAGGUUUUCAAUAUCUUAUGUUGCACCAUAGUGGAUUGGUACUAAAAACUUUUUCAAUAAGAUGGUUAAGGGAAGCUAAGUUCUAGUAGGAUUGUUAAAUGUAAUUAGUCAUCGGAUUCAAUUAGGGUCGGACAUUUAACCCAUCACUGACAGGUUUCGACCUAACCCGACUCUACGGGGUCAAUUUUUUUUUUCAAAAUUCGAGUUUCGGCUCGGGUCAGAUAAGAU